Molecule: messenger RNA, 2576 nt
Organism: Diachasmimorpha longicaudata
Lineage: Eukaryota; Metazoa; Arthropoda; Insecta; Hymenoptera; Braconidae
Product: neuropeptides capa receptor-like
Exons: 5
Coding region: 998-2386 (462 amino acids)
Biological process (GO): neuropeptide signaling pathway
Cellular component (GO): plasma membrane
Molecular function (GO): neuromedin U receptor activity
Source: RefSeq, a predicted model, not a curated record
UCCACGUGUGUUGCCCGUGUCAACACGCACCAAAGACACAUUUUCAAGCUCAUUAAAUUUUCCGUGAAAGUUUAAAAGUAUUUUCUCCCCUCUCUCUCUAUUAAAUCAAUGAGAAUGAAAAACUAAAAAUGAAAAUUUAUAUUUUAAUCAAGUAUCACUGUGUCGGUGAGUGAUAACCAUUCAUGCUCGAUUACGAUUGCCAUCAAGAAUAUCUCAGUGACUAUAUAUUGUGGACAGAGUAUCUACGUGACAGUAUCAAAUGUGAUCUUGAUGUGUGUUAAACUCCCACAGCCUAGUGCGUCUUCAUUAAAUGUCUCACAAGAGACCCGCGAUGAAACUGCAAAAGUAUCAAAUUUAUUUAAUCGAGUGUUAAUUUUUAUCAAGUGCGGACGAGGGCUAGUAAAUUCCCAACUUGUGUAUUCAGUAAUUAAAUCGAGUCCGGAGUAUCGCAGUCUCGUCGAGUGGGAAACAAUGAAAUGUUCAAAUUGAUAUUCGAGAUCUCUUACUUAGUGUGCACAGUGUACGUCAGUCAGAACUACCAACUGCUGCUGGAUGCCUUGAUGGAAUAGUUAGACAGGAGCAGACCACCGAGGCACUUUACCCUUUCGUCGUCAACCUUUUGAACGUAGACACAGAAAUAUUUUACCAAAACCACUGACUGUGGACGACAGCUUUUUACCAGAAAACGAACCACUGGAUCCAGGAUCAAACGAGUCGAAGAUCGUUCGGUAGCAGAUGGAAAUUUUUUGUUUCAACGGCUCCCUAACCUCCAGAUCGAUAUCGCUGGGUUGAUGGUGGGGCUGAAUCACUUCCCAAUAUUUUCAUUGCUGCUGCCAAAAGGGAAAUGAUUUUCCAGACUGAAAAAUGGUCGCAAUAAAGUUGGGUUCGGUCUCGAUCCAUUUUAUCCACUCGUUAUUAUCGAGGGUUACGUGACAUCAAAAUUUUUAAUAGUAAAUUGAAUAAUAAUUUAUCUACGACUUUGGGGAAGACAAAGGAUAUGGAUUUCCUAACGUCCCAGGAGGAGCAGGAGUACCAGGAUUUCUGGAAUUCUCUUAAUAAUGAGAAUCUAACGGAAGAGGAGUACCUCAGUCGGGUUCUGGGGCCAAAACAUUUACCACCAAAACUCGUGAUUCCGUUGACACUGGCAUAUGUGACGAUAUUUGUGAGUGGAGUUGUUGGCAAUUUUGCUACUUGUGUUGUCAUUAUAAAACAUCCGACUAUGCAUAGUGCGACGAAUUAUUAUCUCUUCAGCUUGGCAAUAUCGGAUUUGAUUUUACUGUCUCUAGGUUUACCCAAUGAGCUCAGCAGUAUCUGGCAACAGUAUCCAUGGGCGCUGGGUCUGGGCCUUUGUAAAAUCCGAGCUUACGUAUCUGAAAUGUCAUCUUAUGUUUCCGUGCUCACAAUAGUCGCAUUUUCAAUGGAACGUUAUUUGGCUAUAUGCCAUCCGCUGCGAACGUAUUCAAUGAGUGGACCAGAGAGACCAAUUAUGAUUAUUCUAGCUGUGUGGUUGAUCGCCGUUGUUUCAGCACUUCCGUUCGCAAUUUAUACCAAAGUCAACUACGUUGAAUAUCCUCCAGAUUCUGGAAUUGAUUCUGCCAGCUCUGCAAUUUGCGCAAUGCUCCUUCCUGACAUGCCCCAUUUUCCAUUGUACGAGCUAAGUUCUGUGGUAUUUUUUCUCAUUCCGAUGCUUAUUAUUCUUAUUGUGUAUACGAGGAUGGGAUUGAAAAUAAGAAAAAGCACGAGGAAUUCACCAACAGGUGAAUCUUCCGCACACUGGGAUUCUCGUCAGGUUCAAUCUAGAAGAAGUAUUAUCAGAAUGCUAAGUGCUGUUGUGAUCAUGUUCUUCCUCUGCUGGGCACCUUUUCAUGCCCAACGAUUACUCUACGUAUAUGCUCAAGAAGCUGAUUAUUAUCCUGAUCUCAACGAGUGGCUGUAUAUCUUCAGCGGGUUCUUAUACUACUUCAGCACGACGAUUAACCCAAUUUUAUACAAUCUCAUGAGCCUGAGAUAUCGGAAAGCAUUCAGGCACACGAUUUGCUGCAGCAAAGCCCGGAACGGACGCCGGGGAGUUCAUGGGCGUGAAUCAGAUUUAUGUCGAUGUGACUCACAAAGGACUCCCCAUACUCUCACUAUACGCUGUUCCGUUAGACAAACCAUUGAUCAAGCCAAAAACAUGUUUAAAUUGAAUAAAAAUCCUCCCGAGCAUGAGAAGGAAACGAAGUUGCCGAUGGAUGUGCACAAGACACGAGAUUCAAACAGGAAUACGAUUAUCAAGCCCCUACUCGAAGAUCAACAUCCACUCGUUGGGGGGAAGACAAGUUGCGAGAGCACUACUUCUGGCGAUAAAAAUCGAGAAUCGAUUUCUACUGUCUGCAGCUUUCCGUGAUUUUCCAUUGUUGGCACAGAAUUAAGUUCAACGUAUGUUGAACUUAAUUCUUCAAAUACCCACAUAAUUCAAUUAAAAUAGAGACAACUGGUUGUACUUAAAAGUGUAAUUAUUAAUUUUUCAUCACAAGGUGUGUCGGAAAAAUCUAUAAAACUGAAUGAGUAAAUCAAUUAAAUACUGUCAAAAUAUU